Physeter macrocephalus (sperm whale) is the source of this 2136-nucleotide messenger RNA. RefSeq names its product telomerase protein component 1-like. Gene Ontology annotation, cellular component: telomerase holoenzyme complex. The record is from RefSeq and is a predicted model, not a curated record. Gene Ontology annotation, molecular function: telomerase RNA binding; protein binding; telomerase activity. Gene Ontology annotation, biological process: telomere maintenance via recombination. NCBI's taxonomy places the organism in Eukaryota, Metazoa, Chordata, Mammalia, Artiodactyla, Physeteridae.
AUGCUGGCAAACCCGCCAGAGAGCAAGCUGCAGCCGUCUCUGAAACUGGAGAGUAAAGAACAGACCGCAGUCACCAUGGAGAGGGGGUUUCAGGCCCAGAAAUGCAGAAACGAAUUCCCAUCCUCUUCCUUCCCCUCAUUCCUCAUCUCCUCCCUUUCUUGCUGUUCUUCCUCUAGCUCCAGCCUGUCCCUGGCAGUUUCCUCGCCCCCAACAGCUGUGGCCUUCUCCCCCAAUGGGCAAAGAGCAGCUGUGGGCACUGCCAGUGGGACGGUUUACCUGUUGGACCUGAGAACCUGGCAGGAGGAGAGGUCUGUGGUGAGUGGCUGUGAUGGGGUCUCCUCUUGUUCGUUCCUCUCCCGCAACGCCCUCUUUCUUACUGGCUUUGACGGGCUCCUGGAGCUCUGGGACCUGCAGCACGGUUGUCGGGUGAUCCAGAUCAAGGCUCACCAGUACUGGAUCACCGGCCGCCGCCUGAGCCCAGACGGCCGGCUUCUGGCCACCGUGUGCCCGGGGGGAGGCCUGAAGCUGUGGGACACAAUCCGUGGGCAGCUGGCCUCCCAGCACACCUGUCCCAAGCCCCUCAACUGCAUCACUUUCCACCCAGAGGGGCAGGUGAUAGCCAUUGGCAGCUGGGCUGGCAGUUUCAGCUUCUUCCAGGUGGAUGGGCUCAAAGUCACCAAGGAACUGGGGGCCCCAGGAGCCUCUGUCCAUGCCUUGGCCUUCAGUGUGUCUGGGCGGGCUGUAGCUGCGGGCCGGCUGGACGGGAUGGUGGAGCUCUGGGUCUGGCAGGAGGGGACACGGCUGGCUGUCUUCCCUGCACACCAUGGCUUUGACCGUGCUGGGUGCCAGUUACUGAUAGCUGGAGAGGAUGGCAAGGUUCAGAUGUGGUCCAGGUCUCUGGGUCGUCCCCGUGGGUGCCUAGGUUGCCCCUCUCUCUCUUCUGCCCUCUCCGUGGCUCUCAGCCCAGAUGGUGAUCAGGUGGCUGUUGGGUACUGAGCAGAUGGCAUUCGGAUCUACACAAUCUCUUCAGGUUCCCAGGGGGCUCAGUGUCAAGCACUAGAUGUGGCAGUGUCUGCACUGGCCUGGCUCAGCCCUAAGGUGUUGGCGAGUGGUGCAGAAGAUGGGGUCCUGCAGGGCUGGAUGCUCCAGGGAGGCUCCCUUCAGUCCCUCUGGCUCUUGUCCAGACACCAGAAGCCUGUGCUGGCACUGGCCACAUCCCAGGAACUCUUGGCUGCAGCUUCAGAGGACCUCACAGUGCAUCUGUAGCCAAGGCAGUUGCUGGCACUGCCACAAAAGACAGAAGACUUUCCCUGUGGCACUGAGCUCCGGAGACACGAGGGCCCCAUAAGCUGCUAUAGCUUCAGCACUGAUGGAUGCAGCCUGGCCACCGGGGGCAGGGAUCGGAGUCUGCUCUGCUGGGAUGUGAGGACACCCAAAGCCCCUGUUCUGAUUUGCUCCUUCUCUGCCUGUCACCGAGACUGGGUCACUGGCUGUGCCUUGACCAAAGACAACCUCCUGGUCUCCUGCUCCAGUGAUGGCUCUGUAGGGCUGUGGGACCCAGAGUCGAGACAGCAGCUUGGUCAGUUCCUGGGUCACCAGAGUGCAGUAAGCACCAUGCUGGCCUUGGAGGAGCACGUGGUAUCUGUGGGCCGAGAUGGGACCUUGAAAGCGUGGGACCAUCAGGGUGUGGAGAUGACCAGCAUCCCUGCUCAUUCAGGACCCAUCAGCCACUGUGCAGCUGCCCUGGAGCCCAGUGCAGGUGUUUCAAACAUACACCCUCCUGGGACACAGUGGCCCAGUCAGUGCAGCUGCUGUUUCAGAAACCUCAGGCCUCCUGCUGACCGCCUCAGAGGAUGGUUCCAUACAGCUCUGGCAGAUGACACAUAUAUACCCAGGAGUCAUGCAGCCAUCACUGCUGUGGCCUGGGCCCCAGACGGUUCUACAGCAGUGUCUGGGAAUCAAGCUGGGGAACUCAACUUGUGGCAGGAAGCUAAGGCUGUGGCCACAGCACAGGCUCCAGGCCGCAUCAGUGCUCUGAUCUGGUACUCAGCACACACCUUGAUUGUUGUCAGUGCUGAUGAAAAAGUCAGUGAGUGGCAAGUAGAACUGCAGAAGGGUUCAGCACCCAUCAGGUGA